This is a messenger RNA of Sinocyclocheilus rhinocerous, 3110 nucleotides long. Its product is annotated as ubiquitin carboxyl-terminal hydrolase 43-like. The transcript has 9 exons. Gene Ontology annotation, molecular function: cysteine-type deubiquitinase activity. The record is from RefSeq and is a predicted model, not a curated record. Gene Ontology annotation, biological process: protein deubiquitination. The annotation marks the transcript as partial. NCBI's taxonomy places the organism in Eukaryota, Metazoa, Chordata, Actinopteri, Cypriniformes, Cyprinidae.
GGUUCCAUCACUCCCUCCCUUCCUCGCCAUACACUGCAGAGCCCGAAGGUCACAGGUUACCACCCUCAGGGACGUUAUCGUCAGAAUUCUUGAAUCAGGGUGGUUCUCCAAAGAUCCUUCUGUUAAUCUGCAAUGUUGCUGGGUCUGGCCAACAAGCUACAAGGUUUGGGCCUCCAUUCCUGAUGAGAGUAGAAAGGACUCUGUCUUGGGCUCAUCUGCAACAGAGUGUCUGCAAUAAGCUUUACUUAUUAAAAAAAAAUGCAAUCAUAAAGACUACUGAACUGUUUAGGAUGCGUGUGGUGGGUGGGUCGGCUUCCUGCAGUUACCUGUCUCCCCACGACAGCAGACCUCUCUGUCACCCAAACGUGGACAGGGCCCUGAAAUUAUGCGGUCCUGGUGGUCCUCUGCAUGUGAAGCUUGUGAUUGAAUGGGAGAACAGAAUCAAAGAAUGUCUCUUUGGUAACAUUCAAGAGGAAGUUAUUGAGGAUGCAGAGAGUGUGAAGAUCCAGCAGCAGAAUCAUGUACAGCAGCACAGCUGCACACUGGAUGAGUGUUUUCAGCUCUACACCAAAGAGGAGCAGUUGGCACCAGACGAUGCAUGGAAGUGUCCUCACUGUAAGCAGAUGCAGCAGGGGAUGGUGAAGAUGAGCUUAUGGACCCUGCCUGACAUCCUCAUCCUGCACCUCAAGCGUUUUCGGCAGGUGGGCAAACGGCGAAACAAGCUCUCCACCCUCAUUUGCUUUCCUAUAAGUGGUCUGGAUAUGACUCCCCAUGUAGUGAAACGCAGUCAGAGCAUGAAGAAUCUGGCCCCGUGGCCUUCAACUUGGAAACAUGGAGAUACUGACUUCCUUUACGACCUGUAUGCAGUCUGCAACCACCACGGAGGCAUGCAUGGAGGCCAUUACACAGCCUACUGUAGAAACUCAGUGGAUGGCCACUGGUACAGUUAUGACGACAGCAGUGUGGAGAUUGUGCCAGAGGAGGAACUGUGCACACGGGGGGCGUAUAUCCUCUUCUAUCAGAGAAGAAAUGUCAUCCCACCCUGGUCCGCCAACAGCUCGGUCAGAGGUUCCACCAGCUCCUCCAUGUCAGAUCACUGGCUCAUCCGUUUGAAUGGUGAUAGCAAAAGAGGAAGUAUGGUAUCACGGUCUUCCACAACAUGCCCUUCUUCUAUCCCAGACUCCCCAGAGUCUCCCGUCUUUCAAAAUGAACCCUCAGUUGAAGAGAGAGGUGGGUUCGAAAGCAGACCUUUCGUGCGAGGAAUCCAAGGGCGUAGCAUAAGCAUGAAAAGUCCCACUAAGACCAGGGUGCUCCCACUGCGAUGGUCCUUUGGAAACAAAGACCGCCACAAACCUGCCCAAGCUCCUGGCCAGGCUCCUGCAGAGCUGGUGGAGUAUUUAGAGUCUGGCAGAAGGCCAAGAUGCACCAAAGACCCCAUUGUUGCCCUAAUGACUCGACCUUCAGAUAAAGAAAGCGGUAAAGACGAUGAUACGAAAAAACCCACAGCCAAAUCUUCAAGCCACAGCAGCCUCGGACCUCUAGAGUAUCUCAAAAUACCACAGGGUCAAGAAACAUGUAGUUCAGAGAAAGCAAUGGGCCAACAACCAAGCAGCAGCAAUAGACCAAGAGAAGAUGGAACUUUGACCAGACGGAGCAGCAGGAAAUCAAAACAGGACCGAUCACAAUCCAGAAACGGCUCCGGCACAGGGAUCCAAUCCAAUUUCAGCGGUCCAAGAGGGUGGGAAACAACAAAGAGGGAUGAUCCAAGCAAGGAGCAAGACCAACUAGAGGAGAAACCGAGAAAGGGACAGGAGACAAAACGUCCCGAUAGUGUCUUCGCUUUUCUUAAAGGCGGUUUCAUGAAGAAAGACUCGCUUCGGAGGUCUAGAGACAGUGAAUCUGUGAAAAGGGGUGAUGCAGAGGUGAAGAGCCCAUCUGGAGAUUCUCUCUCCAAUGGGACACACAAUAGAACUUCAGAAGGUAAAGCUAAUAGCACAAACCAAGUUCGUAGCAGACUCGGUGGCGAAUUUGCAAAUGGCAAGGUCAGUCAUGGGUCAUCAGACAUCAAACGCUCACAAAGUUCUUCCAAUAUUCAAAGCAAGGCUGAUCUAGGCUUAAGAAGAACGGCAUCUUUACACAGGAACAGCACAUCGGCGGCCCAGCCGCAGAGCGUUCCUAUGGACAGGGGCUCUCAGAAUACCCUGCAACGCACACGCUACAGCACAAACUCACUGGGCAGAAAGAAGGCAGUGCCUGAAUCAAGCUUCUGAGACUGACUUCACUACACCCAAAUAUCACAACAGCAUAGCAAAUAUCUAAAAGCCCACAUAAGAACUAUGGUAAGAAAGAUAUGUUUGAAAUGAUGGCAGCACACUAUGAAGUUGCACAUACAUUUGGAACUAGUGGAUGAUAUUUUUGUUCACUUUUUUCUGCUUAUAUGAAGUGCCUGUGAACCAGAGCUAUUUUUUAGAUUGUCGGAUUGUGUUUUGGCACUGGAAGUACAUUAUACGCUGGCCUUUGCACCAUAAUUUUGAAUUGAAAAAUGAUUUGCCUCGGAUUUGAUUUUUAUGUGUCACUAAAUAGAUUUAUCACCUGUAAUACAUGAAGGGAAUUGCUAUAUAUAACUUUUUAGUUUCAUCUUUUAUGAUUCUGCAGAUUGUACUGACUGGCUGCUAACCUCCCAUGGGUUUUCAUGACAUUUAACAAAGAUGUCAGUUCUUGCACUUUCAGUGAAUUUAUUGCACCGUCUGACUUAAUCGUGCUCUCAGACCAAAACAUAAAGCUUAUUCAUUUUUGCUUGUUUUGCAGUAUGCAUUAAGAUAUUUACAAAUCUGUAUUAUAAAAUUACUUUUGAAAAGUAUGAAAUCAAACUGAAUCUAAAACGUGUGCUUUAGGUGAGAUAUAUUUCUAUGGAUGGCAUGUUGACAACACAAUGUAUUAGACAGAACACCUUAGUAAAACAGUGUCACUUCUGAAAAGCACAAUCACAAUAACCACACCUUAUCACCAGUGGUUUAAUCUAUAACCUAACCACCUAAACCUAGUUUGAAUGCAGUAACAAGAACCUGUUUAACUUAAAGGACAGUACACCAAAAAAUGAAAAUUGUCAU